Messenger RNA from Adineta steineri, 1995 nucleotides. Lineage: Eukaryota; Metazoa; Rotifera; Eurotatoria; Adinetida; Adinetidae. The record is from the annotation of a GenBank genome assembly.
AUGACAACUCGACCACGUUUAUUUGCCCGUACAUGUGAAGUAAAUAGUAACUUCGAACAAAUAUCGUCAUCAAAAUACUCUAUUAUUCUACUACUGGAUACAUUUUCAGAUGAUAUGUAUUUACGUCACGAACUCGAUCAUCUUUCUGACUGCCUCUGUUUUCAAGCAUAUACUACAGAUAACUGUUUAGAUUUAAUAAAUCAAGAUGAUAUCAAAGAUGGUUUAAUUUUGCUUAUUAUUUCAACUCCAUUCGUUGACUUUGUUUUCGAUACCUUGUUAGAAAUUGUGCCACAAUUAUCAUAUAUUUAUUUAUUUGAUAAAAUUCCAGACAAAGAAUACUCAGUUCAUGAUAUACGAUUUCGUGGUAUAUUCGAUAAUUGUCAAUUCUUAAUUGACCAAAUACGUCAGGACAUUGAAAAAUUUGAAGUUUCUACUCAUAAAAGCAAAGGCAUUCAAUAUAUACUUGAAGACAGUGCAACAUUUUUUUGGUAUCGAUUCUUCUUUAAUAUUCUAGACCGUUUAAAACAUACUGACAUCGCAAAACAUGAAAUGACUCGUCGAGUUCGUACUAUACAUGGAGAUGGUACAUGUAGGGUGGAAGAAAUUAAUGUGUUUGAGGAUGCAUAUGAAUCUGAUCAUGCUAUCUAUUGGUACACUAUAGACAGUUUUUUCUAUCGUGAACUUAACAGAGCAUUACGUAGUCAUGAUAUCAAUCAGAUAUUUUUAUGGCGAGCUUAUAUUAGUGAUCUCGACAGAAAGCUUCGAGAAAUAUGCUCAGAACAAAUGAAUUGCCAGUCAAGGUAUAUGUAUCGAGGUCAAGUGCUUCAUAAAUACGAUUUAUGUAAGCUGGCAAAGAGUGUAGGUAAAUUAAUCUCAAUCACUUCUUUUCAAUCUACAAGUUCGAAUCUCAAUAUUGCGAAGGUUUUUGCCGGAGAUGGUGAAGUUGAUUUCCCUUUUCAACCAGUUGUCUUCAAGAUACUUAUUGAAUCAAACAACAAUAAAAUAGUAUGUGCCGAUAUCUCCAAACUAAGUGACUUCGAAGAUGAAAAAGAGCUCCUAUUUUCAAUACGAUCAAUGUUUCGUAUCGAACGAGUUGGAUAUUAUGGUAAUAUAUGGUAUAUUGAUUUAACAGCUGUAGAUGAAGACGAUCAACAAUUUUGUACAGCAAUCAAUCCGUGGAAAACAACUAUUAGUGAACAAAGUUUUUUUUCUGGACGCCAUGAACCAUUAUUUACUCGAUUUUUAAUCGAUGAAAAUAGCUCUUUCUUAGCUUUUCAACUACUUACUGAUAUAAUGUUACGACUUCAUCAAACUGAAUUUGCUCGACAAGAAAUGAUUGAAAUGUGUCGAUUGAAAUAUAAAAAUAACUUAACUAAUUUAGAGAAGAUCAAUGAAUUUGAAAGCUCUUAUCAACAUAGUGAUGCCUUAGAAUGGUAUACAACAAACUCUUUUCUUUAUCGAAUUCUUCAUCAAGCACUUCGAAUAGAAGAUAUUGACACUAUUUUUAAACUACGUUAUUAUAUUUAUGAUUUACAUAAUCAAUUAGCUCAACUUCAUAGAUCUUAUCUUUACUCUUUACCAUCGGAUCAACCAAUACUAACACUUUAUCGUGGACAACGUAUGAAAAUUACUGAAUUGACAAGACUUCAAGAGAAUGUUGACAAAUUAAUAUCUAUGAAUAAUUUUUUAUCAACAACAAACAACGUUACAGCUGCUGUUUUUUUUGCUGGAGAUGGCUCUCUUAAUAAUACAGACGAGGAAAUAUCAGUUCUUUAUCAGAUCACAAUUGAUACAAGUGUUUCUCAUUCUAUUCCAUUCGCAAAAAUUCAGUAUAAAAGUAUAUUUCAAGACGAAGAUGAAGUUUUAUUCUCCAUGGCUUCAGUUUUUCGAAUAGAUAAUGUUGAACAGUAUGGAGCGUUGUGGGUAGUUGAAUUAACAUUAAUCAACAAAGAAGAUGAAACAUGGAAUAUUCUCACAGCUCAUUUAAAUAAAUAA